Messenger RNA from Vitrella brassicaformis, 617 nucleotides. NCBI's taxonomy places the organism in Eukaryota, Vitrellaceae. The record is from the annotation of a GenBank genome assembly.
GCACACCGAAUAAGAGAACAGCUUCCAGCUCCCCAUCCAUUCAUUCAUCCAUCGGUCAGGCGAAAUGAAGUCCGUCCAAGCCGUCGCCCUGGUCUUCCUCGGCCUCAUCGCCCUCUCUCACUGCUUCCAGGUCAACCCUACAUCGCCAUCCUUGUUGCGGGCCCAGAGGACAUCUGCACUAUCGCGCGGCGACAUCCAGAAGGGUGCCACUGCUCUCGGCGCCCUCGCGCCCCUUGCAUCUCUCGUCGACCAGGCCUCAGCCUCAUCGCUGGACGGCAUCCCGACGGACCUGCUGGCUUAUGACAGUGCCAGCUUCGGCGGCAAUGCCCUCACCAUUGCAGGCUUGUUCGCCAUCUUCAUCAUCAUCCUUCUCCUGGCUCCCCCGGUGCGCUGCGCAUGCAUGGGACGAACAAACACGGAUCCGACUUGUUCGUUCUUACACACUGUGUGUUUGUGUGUUUGGUUGGCUGAUUGUGGUGGUGUGUGCAGCUCAAGGGCGAGCCUGGCGAGCAGAUCUGAGCGAAGAUGUGACUACUGCAUGGGGUGUGGGCGAGUGCUGUUUUUGAGUGCUGGUUGGUUGGUGUGUCGUGCGUCAGCGCAUUUGCGUUGUGGCUGAG